AUGGCGUCACUAAACACGGAGCUUGCGCUUGUGAAGCGAUUUCACGCAUUGAGCAAAAACUACGAUAACCGUCCGGUGGUUGCUCGCCGCAGCACGCUUCCGGCGCUAGUCCGUUUUCUAGGGAGCAAAGAUAGAGAAACACGAAAGUACUCCCUCGCAGCUUUGCAUCUCUUAGCAGAGCACCCUGAGAAUGUGGAGCUGCUCGCCGAGGAGGAUGGACUUGUACAGAAGGUCUUUAGGGUGCACAAGGACGCCGAGUACGAUGAUCCAGAGCUCUACGAGCUGACGAACCAACUUCUUGAUCUCCUAGAGCCUGUUCUUCUGGGCCAGGACCCCAGAAAGAAAGAGGUGCCUGAAGAGAAGAGCAUGGGUUGUAGCGGCAGCAACAAUUGCAUGGAGGACAAUACGGUGGAUACCAGCUUUUCUUUGGCACGACGAAAACGAGCUGCUCGCGUCUUGCACGGCGUUGGAUCCGACGCGAUCCACACUGUUAUUCUCGAUAUACCCGCCCUUGACCCUCGAAACGGGGAUGACCUCGCAACCAUUGAAGACAUUUUUCAGUCCACGCGUGGAGUGUUGUCGUACUCCAUCUUCUUAGAACAAGGACAGGCGCAGCUGUUUAUGACAUGCGAAACCCGAGCCGUUCAGCAGUCGCUGUUAGACGCAGGCUUUGAGUCCGUUGUGGUGCGGGAUGACAUAGUUAACCGGGGCAUUUUUGGUGGGGAUGAGGGCGAUCGCACAAGUAACAAUCGUAGCUACUACGACGGAGAGACCCCGCCGAAGCGGCCCUCGUAUCUGGAGAGCUUUACUAACACCCUUUAUGAGACGGCGUUGGUGCUGCGUGGCGGCGGCAGUCAAGAUGACAGCCUGUCCAGUCGCGUGAGGCGUCAGCAGGACCGUGAGCAACGAGGGACCUCCACGUUGGGCUACGUGGCGAAUGCGUUGUCAAAGUGGUGGUGA
Messenger RNA from Trypanosoma rangeli, 960 nucleotides. RefSeq lists its product as uncharacterized. The record is from RefSeq and is a predicted model, not a curated record. The transcript has a single exon. The coding region runs from base 1 to 960 and encodes 319 amino acids. Gene Ontology annotation, molecular function: protein binding. NCBI's taxonomy places the organism in Eukaryota, Euglenozoa, Kinetoplastea, Trypanosomatida, Trypanosomatidae.